This is a messenger RNA of Propithecus coquereli (Coquerel's sifaka), 4954 nucleotides long. It is a transcript of the gene PPIP5K1, whose product is annotated as diphosphoinositol pentakisphosphate kinase 1. Lineage: Eukaryota; Metazoa; Chordata; Mammalia; Primates; Indriidae. Gene Ontology annotation, cellular component: cytosol. Gene Ontology annotation, biological process: inositol metabolic process; inositol phosphate biosynthetic process. The record is from RefSeq and is a predicted model, not a curated record. Bases 105 to 4553 code for a protein of 1482 amino acids. The transcript has 30 exons. Gene Ontology annotation, molecular function: inositol hexakisphosphate kinase activity; diphosphoinositol pentakisphosphate kinase activity; 5-diphosphoinositol pentakisphosphate 1-kinase activity.
AACAGGAGCCUUCCUUGAGUAACUGCUUGGAGUUAACAUUGUUUCCUGUUGGCAGAAUCAGGGACAUGCCAGCACUAGCGGGAUGAGUGGGUUCUCCGGCGGGGAUGUGGUCAUUGAUGGCCAGUGAGGGUGAGAGUGCCACAGCCCACUUCUUCCUUGGAGCUGGAGAUGAGGGGCUGGGCACCCGUGGAAUAGGCAUGAGGACGGAAGAGAGUGACAGCGAGCUCCUUGAGGACGAGGAGGAUGAAGUGCCUCCUGAACCUCAGAUCAUUGUUGGCAUCUGUGCCAUGACCAAGAAAUCCAAGUCCAAGCCAAUGACCCAAAUUCUAGAGAGACUCUGCAGAUUUGAUUACCUGACUGUUAUCAUCCUGGGAGAAGAUGUGAUCCUUAAUGAACCUGUGGAAAACUGGCCAUCCUGCCACUGCCUCAUCUCUUUCCAUUCCAAAGGCUUUCCUCUGGACAAAGCUGUUGCUUACUCCAAGCUUCGAAACCCCUUUCUUAUCAAUGAUCUGGCCAUGCAGUAUUACAUCCAAGAUAGGAGGGAGGUGUACCGGAUCCUGCAGGAGGAGGGUAUUGAUCUGCCUCGGUAUGCUGUGCUCAAUCGUGACCCUGCCCGGCCUGAGGAGUGCAAUCUGAUAGAAGGUGAAGACCAAGUAGAGGUCAAUGGAGCUGUCUUUCCCAAGCCCUUUGUGGAGAAGCCAGUGAGUGCAGAGGACCACAAUGUUUACAUCUACUACCCCAGCUCAGCUGGAGGAGGAAGCCAGCGCCUUUUCCGUAAGAUUGGCAGCCGAAGCAGCGUUUACUCUCCUGAGAGCAGCGUCCGAAAGACAGGGUCAUACAUCUAUGAGGAGUUUAUGCCAACGGAUGGCACAGAUGUCAAGGUAUAUACAGUGGGGCCAGAUUAUGCCCAUGCUGAAGCUAGAAAAUCUCCGGCUUUGGAUGGGAAGGUUGAACGAGACAGUGAGGGGAAAGAGAUUCGCUAUCCAGUCAUGCUGACUGCCAUGGAGAAGCUGGUGGCCAGGAAAGUCUGCGUAGCUUUUAAGCAAACAGUUUGUGGAUUUGACCUUCUUCGUGCCAAUGGUCACUCCUUUGUGUGUGAUGUCAAUGGCUUCAGUUUUGUCAAGAACUCCAUGAAAUACUAUGAUGACUGUGCCAAGAUUCUGGGUAACACCAUCAUGAGGGAGCUUGCCCCGCAGUUCCAGAUCCCAUGGUCCAUCCCCACAGAGGCUGAGGACAUUCCUAUUGUCCCUACCACAUCUGGCACUAUGAUGGAACUUCGUUGUGUCAUUGCAAUUAUCCGUCAUGGGGAUCGUACUCCUAAGCAGAAGAUGAAAAUGGAAGUGACACACCCAAGGUUUUUUACUCUAUUUGAAAAACAUGGUGGCUACAAGACAGGGAAAUUAAAACUCAAGCGACCCGAGCAGCUCCAGGAGGUGCUGGACAUCACAAGGCUGUUGUUGGCUGAACUGGAGAAAGAACCAGGUGGUGAGAUCGAGGAGAAGACUGGGAAACUAGAGCAGCUGAAGUCUGUGUUGGAGAUGUAUGGUCACUUCUCAGGUAUCAACCGGAAGGUGCAAUUGACUUACUACCCUCAUGGAGUAAAAGCUUCUAAUGGGGGGCAAGAUCCACAGGGCGGGGCCCUGGCCCCAUCUUUAUUGCUGGUACUGAAGUGGGGUGGAGAACUGACUCCUGCUGGCCGUGUUCAGGCUGAGGAGCUGGGGCGAGCUUUUCGCUGCAUGUAUCCUGGAGGACAGGGUGACUAUGCUGGCUUCCCUGGUUGUGGGCUGCUUCGUCUCCAUAGCACUUUCCGCCAUGAUCUCAAGAUCUAUGCCUCUGACGAGGGCCGUGUCCAGAUGACUGCUGCUGCCUUUGCCAAGGGCCUUCUGGCUCUAGAAGGGGAGCUGACACCCAUUUUGGUACAAAUGGUGAAGAGUGCCAACAUGAAUGGGCUCCUGGACAGCGACGGUGACUCUUUGAGCAGUUGCCAGCACCGGGUGAAGGCUCGGCUGCACCAUAUUUUGCAGCAGGAUGCACCCUUUGGCCCCGAAGACUAUGAUCAGCUGGCUCCCACUGGAAGUACUUCCCUGCUCAACUCCAUGACUAUCAUCCAGAAUCCUGUGAAGGUCUGUGAUCAGGUAUUUGCCCUGAUUGAAAACCUCACCCAUCAGAUACAAGAGCGGAUGCAGGACCCCAAGUCUGCAGACCUGCAACUCUAUCACAGUGAGACACUAGAGCUAAUGCUACAGCGUUGGAGCAAGCUGGAACGUGACUUUCGACAGAAGAGUGGACGCUAUGAUAUCAGUAAGAUCCCUGACAUCUAUGACUGUGUCAAGUAUGACGUGCAGCACAAUGGAAGUCUGGGACUUCAAGGCACAGCGGAGUUGCUACAUCUCUCUAAGGCGUUGGCUGAUGUGGUCAUUCCCCAGGAGUACGGAAUCAGUCGGGAAGAGAAACUGGAAAUUGCUGUGGGCUUCUGUCUUCCACUGUUGCGGAAGAUACUACUUGACUUACAGAGAACCCAUGAGGAUGAGUCCGUCAACAAGCUGCAUCCCCUGUACUCCCGAGGAGUGCUCUCCCCAGGUCGCCACGUUCGAACACGUCUCUAUUUCACCAGCGAGAGCCACGUCCACUCCCUACUCAGUGUCUUCCGUUAUGGGGGACUUCUCGAUGAGACCCAGGAUAUGCAAUGGCAGCGAGCUUUGGCUUAUCUUAGUGCCAUCUCAGAGCUCAACUACAUGACCCAGAUUGUCAUCAUGCUUUAUGAGGACAACACGCAGGAUCCCUUAUCAGAAGAACGGUUCCAUGUGGAGCUACACUUCAGCCCUGGAGUGAAAGGCGUCGAGGAGGAAGGCAGUGCCCCAACUGGCUGUGGAUUCCGUCCAGCCUCUUCUGAGAAUGAGGAGAUGACAGCAGACCAAGGCAGCAUGGAGAACCUGUGCCCAGGGAAGGCAUCAGAUGAGCCAGACCGGGCAUUGCAGACUUCACCUCAGCCUUCUGAGGGCCCUGGCCUCCCGAGGAGAUCACCCCUCGUUCGUAACCGAAAAGCCGGCUCCAUGGAGGUACUUUCCGAGACUUCAUCCUCCAGGCCUGGUGGCUACAGGCUCUUUUCAUCUUCACGACCACCAGCAGAGAUGAAGCAUAGUGGCCUAGGCUCGCAGUGCACAGGGCUGUUCAGCACCACGGUGCUGGGUGGCUCCUCCAGUGCUCCGAAUCUUCAGGACUACGCCCGCAGCCAUGGCAAAAAGCUACCACCUGCCAGUCUGAAGCACCGAGAUGAGCUCUUGUUUGUCCCGGCCGUUAAACGAUUUUCUGUGUCGUUUGCAAAGCAUCCGACUAACGGAUUUGAAGGAUGCUCCAUGGUGCCUACCAUCUACCCCCUGGAAACACUGCAUAAUGCCCUUUCCCUGCGUAAAGUGAGCGAAUUCUUGAGUAGAGUCUGCCAGCGCCACACUGAUGCCCAGGCACAGGCCUCUGCAGCCCUCUUUGACUCUCUGCACAGCAACCAGGCCUCAGAUAGCCCAUUUUCCCCACCCCGUACUCUUCACUCACCUCCCCUGCAACUUCAGCAGCGCUCUGAGAGGCCCCCUUGGUACAGCAGUGGCCCUUCCAGCACUGUGUCCAGUGCUGGUCCUUCUUCCCCUACUGCAGUUGAUGGUAACUCCCAUUUUGGCUUCAGUGAUCAACCCUCCCUAAAUUCACAUGUGAACGAAGAACGUCAAGGCCUUGAGCUACUCCAGGAGACCCUCAGGAAUGGAGCACAAGAGCUAGCCAUAGAAGGGGAGCAAGAACCAUUUGAACUGAACCAAUCUCCACAGAUGCCACCUGUGGAAAUUAGCCAGCCAUGCCAGGAGCUUGCUGAAGAGGUCAGCCAGCCAUGUCAGGAGGUCCCGGACAUCAGCCAGCCAUGCCAGAACAUCCCUGAGGAGGUCAGCCAGCCAUGCCAGGAGGUCCCUGACAUCAGCCAGCCAUGCCAGGAGAACCAUGACAAUCUUAACCACACAUGCCAGGAGGUCCCUCAGAUCAGCCAGCCAUGCCAGAAGGCCAGCCAACUGUGCCAGAAAGUCUCUGAGGAAGUAUGCCAGCUUUGCCAGGAGAACCCUGAAGAGGUCAGCCAGCCAUACCAGGUGGUCCCUCUGGAGGUUGGCAGGCUGGUCCAUGGGUUCCCUGUAGGGGAUGGGGGCCUGGUUCAGGAAACCCUUGUGGAAGUUGGUAGACCAGCCCAAGAGAUCCCUGAGGAGCUCAGCCAGCCAUGCCAGAAGUUUUCUUUGGAGGUUGGCAGGCUAGCCCAGGGGGCUUCUGUAAUCAAUCUGUUGUCUCAGGACAUCCCUGAGGUUGAUAAACCAUCCCAAGAGUUCCCUGGGGAAAUUGCUCUGCAGGCCCUGGAGGUCCCUGAAGAAGUUAAUCAGCAGUCCUGGGUGGUCCCUAAGGUGAUUGACCAGCUGCCUGGAGAGGAUGUUCCUCAAGUCCAGUAUCUGUCUAGUGAUCCAAACCCUCAAAGCCAAUCUCCAGCCCGUGACCAGCAGUCACCUCUUCCACCAGCAACAUGUAAUUAAUUAUUUUCUCAUGAGUGGUGUCACACUAUACCAGCCAUUUGAGCCAGCAACCUUUUCUCUUGGCUAACUCACUAGCCAGCAUGAGGCCUUGGCUCUCACCAGAGGUGUCUGAGGAAGCAGUUGUCUUGGCAUGAAGCAUACCUGUGCCAGAGCCUUGCUUGAGGAGGAGCCAAUUUCAUGUUCAGAGUAGCCAUUGGCUCCUCACCUGGCCAUUAGACUUGAAUAGGAUUUCCUUGGGGUGGGCUGGUCUGUCAUUACCCAUCCUACUCUGAGCAUUGCAGGAAAUCACAGAUCAUUAAAGAAAAUUCCACUUAACUACUGAAGACACCAUCCGGGGAUAGCAAAUGCAAAAAGAGAGACUCCCAGGUCUUCACUUUUCUGGGAAAUGUUCACAACUUCUC